AUGAAUUUUUUGCAAGAUUCUUCAAAGAAAAAUCAAGAGGUGAGACCUUUGAGUGGAGUGUUUCAGAGAGACAUGUCGGUCGAAAGAGAAGAUGUGCCAGUACCCGUCAAUCUUGAAGAGAUUGGAUUUGUCCCAGGAGAGGAGGCACGUGGUUUAAGGGAGGUAUUGGGCGUCGAAGUUGAGAUGGAGACGCCGCUGGACAUCCCAAGGUUGCCCAAGCGCUUGGCGUUGUGGUUGGGGCGACCCAAGUGUUCGGCGAGGAGCUGUUGGCGGCGGGCGAGACGUAGCUUGUGA
Molecule: messenger RNA, 294 nt
Organism: Ilex paraguariensis (yerba mate)
Lineage: Eukaryota; Viridiplantae; Streptophyta; Magnoliopsida; Aquifoliales; Aquifoliaceae
Source: the annotation of a GenBank genome assembly